This is a messenger RNA of Zeugodacus cucurbitae (melon fly), 833 nucleotides long. RefSeq names its product ubiquitin. Gene Ontology annotation, molecular function: protein binding. The transcript is spliced from 3 exons. Gene Ontology annotation, biological process: post-translational protein targeting to endoplasmic reticulum membrane. Bases 113 to 505 code for a protein of 130 amino acids. The record is from RefSeq and is a predicted model, not a curated record. Lineage: Eukaryota; Metazoa; Arthropoda; Insecta; Diptera; Tephritidae.
AUAGAUAAUGCUAUAAUCAUUGUUUAGAUCAUAUAAUUCCCCCAUAUGUUAGUUGUAUUUGGUUGUGGAAUAAAAAUUAUAUUAUAAUUGUUGUUUGAUUACAAAGUAAAAAAUGCAGAUAACAAUAAAGCUUUUAAAAGGACAAGACUUUUCAUUAGAUGUUGAGCCGAAUACUUUAAUAUCAGAUAUGAAAAAGGAAAUUGAACGUAGAUUACAAAUACCAUUAGCAGAACAAAAAUUGCUUUUGCUUGGACGUACAUUGAAAGACGAGAGCACUGUUUCCGCAUAUCCAAAUAUACAUGAAGGCUGCAAACUGAAUUUGGUAGUAAUGCGUCCACGGAUAGAAGGUCUUCGAGAGAUUCUAAAGAAAUCGUUUGGAAAAUACUAUAAUGAACCACAAGCUGACAACUUGGUUACUGCUUUUAUGAUCGAUUUUGAAAUGAAUUUAAAACAAAUGAGCGUGGACGAUAUUGAACGUUUAUCGGAGAGUCUAAUAGGUGUAUAGUCUUCCCAAUGUCAAAAUUAUAUUAAUAAUUAAUUAAUUCUUAAAGGAUAUAUAUAUAUAUUUUUCCGGUUUUAUGUAAUUAAAAAGGUACUUACGUGUUAAUGCCACCGCACCAAAAAUGGAAUAGUUAGGAAGUGCGAAUAACCCGAUUGUUUUAAGCUGUUUUUUGCCGAGAACUGCAUUGGCGGGUUUCGAUCGUACUUUAAUUUUUUUUUUAAUCCUGGCCGUUCCAACUCCGUGGUAUCCAUUAAACAAUUAGGUGCGGUGACGUUAAUUCGUAAGUAUCAUUAAAAAUAUAUAUUAUUUUGUUAUUUUAUUAAAAUUUGAA